Molecule: messenger RNA, 1806 nt
Organism: Mycena indigotica
Lineage: Eukaryota; Fungi; Basidiomycota; Agaricomycetes; Agaricales; Mycenaceae
Exons: 1
Coding region: 1-1806 (601 amino acids)
Molecular function (GO): protein binding
Source: RefSeq, a predicted model, not a curated record
AUGGCUUCUACAGACUUGCUUCCUCCCGUCAUGCCAGUCCGACCAGUAUUGGACAUCCUUCCCCGCGAGCUCUGGGAGACGCUAUUCGACCUCCUCUCAGAAGACCUGCUCUUGAAACUGGCCCGCGUGUGUCGGUUCUUCAAUGCACGUUGCCUCGAUAGAUUUCUUUACGGGUCGCUCAGCUAUAUAGGCACAGCAACGCGGGUCUCUAUCGACUCGUGCGGCCUUCUUGCCCUCCCGCUCUGCGUUCUCUGGCAAGAGUUCCCCAUCGAAGUCCUCAUCUGCGAAGAGCUCGACGCCUCCGACUUGCCCAGGCUGCUGUCAUGUUUAGACAGCGUCAUCCUCCGCUCGCCCAAACUGCACACCCUCUAUCUUAACUUCAACACCAACCUACUCGCGGACUCUUCUCCUUAUAACCCCCACAAGCUCAUCCUGCCUUAUGAAACCCGCGCACUCGUCCUUCCCCGGCUCUGUCAAACGCUUUCGCUCUUCGCCCAUCGUAACGACAGCAACCAUAGGCAGGAUGCAGUCUUUGCGUUCACCGAGACAGCGAUGUUCUCUUGCUCUGCGGGUGAUUUGGCGGACUGGGAGCUCCACAAGUGGCGGUUUAAUCAUCACGAUGAUGCUCAUCAGGCUCAUCGUGGUUCGCGUCGUCGUGGGCCAAAAAAGGGCCAGCCCGAGGUCGAAGAGGGCAAAGAACCGCCCUGGAACGCGGUCACGAGCACGCGUUUGUUUGACGGUCGGACGGAGAAUCUCCCUGUCCUCCGCAGUCUGCUUUCUGCCAACGCACGUCUCAUCAAGUCAUCGCAUACCAAGGGUGGGGGCUGGAAGAGCAGCCUCGUGGUACUCAACCAAAGGAAGGAUGAACCUCCCGAUUACGAUCCUGGGCGGUUUUUUGAGCUCUUCAAUAACUUUGAGCUCUCCCGGAGCAUGAUACACAUGGCGUCCGAAGAAUGUCUCAAGGCUGUGAUGAAUCAUGCCCGUAUUCGCUGGGCCGAAACGCUGUCUCUCGAUCCAAGUAUUGGCCUUGGGGUGGGGCAAUUGCGCCGCUUUCUCGCAAACCAUCACCGCCUGAAGUGCAUUCGAGUCAGACAUGGUUACAGCAGGAGCCCCAAGCGCCAACAGCAGCCCCCGAUCCUUGACGCGCCCCUCCGUCAUCCUUCGCUAGAAAGGUUGAAGUUGCGGGGCAUUCCGGCCUUCCCUGACAUCCACUGCAGCUCGCUGAUCAAAGGGCUGAUCAAUAGCCCAAACCUGGCUCUCGUCACCCUCUCCCUGUACAAGUCGGUCUCCAAAAAAUGGAUGGGCUCCCACACAGACAACAUCAUCAGCGCAUUGAGUGGCAUUGCGCGCCGACACCGGUGGCUCCCUUCCAUCACACUCGAGCUCACCAUCGAUUGGUCAUAUGGGUUCUUCACCCGGAUUUGUCGCUGGGAAGACGACCCCCGCGCACUCGACAUUGCUGCAAAGCUACACAGUGUAGAGAGAAUGCGCGUGGAGGUGAGCUCCGUCGGGGCCGGUCGCAGGCUGUUGCGGUGGUGUAGCCUUCUGCCGCGUCUCCAGUCCUUCGUGUUCAAGCUGGAUGUGUACGAGCUCUGGGAAGGGCCGGAACAUAAGCGAAGAGAGGCGAACGAGGCGUUCCGGGCCGAGGCAAUGGCAGCCUUCCAGCCACGGGUGCGUGUGAGUGGCGUUUGGCUGGCCAUCAAAGCCAACGCCAGCCCAUCAGGCGUGCACGCCAUUCUGUCGGCUUGGCACGCCAGACAUUUUGGCGUUGGCUUGUAUGGCUUUUGGGUCAAAUACUGUAAAUAA